AUGAUAAAGGACGAUGCAUUGGAAGAGCAGUAUGGGUUUAAGCCGUACUACUGUGAUGUGCGCAGGGAAGGGUGGCUGCUGAACUAUGGUGUUGUUUGUGGGGAUGACGGAAGGAUGGGUGCAAGGCUGUAUUUGAUUGAUGACCAAGGUGUUGAGUUUCUUGCAGAGAUGCGAUAUUUUCCGUCGUUUCUGGUGAAGGCAGCAGACUAUGAGGCAGUAGAGGAGUAUCUGAGAAGAAGAUAUGGGGGAGAGGUACACAUGGCUCGAGUAGUCUGCAGAGUAGACUUUAAGGAAUAUAACCACCUGAACAAGGCGCCUGCUGAGUACCUAGAAGUGCAGGCGCGAACUGAGACGGGGUUUAACACAAUGGUGAAGGAACUGAAGAGGAUUGCAGCCAGAAACAAGGUCAGGAGCAGUGGCAGCGAGGGAUUUGAUUUUGAUGUAAGACGAGUGAUGAGUGCUGAAGAGGCGAUUGUGUCUGUGUGUGAAUAUGACAUUCCAGCGGAGGUGCGGGUUGCAAAUGAGCUUGGAAUAAGAUGUGGAAAGUGGUAUGUGAUCUGGUAUGACGGAGAAAGGUAUGUGAUUGAGAAGAGCGAGAGGAUUGUGUUUCCAGACCUACGGAUUCUUGCAUUUGAUAUUGAGACGUCUAAGAAGCCGCUGAAGUUUCCGAGCGCAGAUUGUGAUUCGGUGAUGAUGAUAUCAGUGAAGACCGAGUCGAAUGGAUAUUUGAUUGUCAACAGGCGGCUGGUUUCUAAGGAUAUCAAAAGGUUUGAGUACAGUCCGAAGGAUGAUAUGCAGUGUGUGUUUGAAACAGCAAAUGAGAAGGAUGAGGAGGGUGUGCUGAUAGCAUUUGCUGAGAUUGUGCAAAGGCACAGACCACACCUAAUGACUACAUUCAAUGGAUCAGGAUUUGACUUUCCUUUUGUUGAGAAGCGAAUGCAAAGGUAUGGGAUUUGCCUGAAGGAGACGAUGGGAUUUGUCUGCAGAGACGGAUACUAUACUUCGCCUUUUAUUGUGCAUCUUGACUGCUACAAGUGGGUUAAAAGAGAUUCUUAUCUACCAGCAGGAAGCCAAGGGCUUAAGGCGGUUACGAAGGCGAAACUGGGAUACUUUCCUGAAGAGGUUGAUCCUGAGGAGAUGAUGGAUCUUGCGAUUGCCGAUCCUGAUCGAAUGGCAUCUUACUCUGUUUCUGAUGCGGUUGCCACAUACUUUCUGUAUGUGAAGUAUGUGCAGCCACAUGUUUUUUCGCUGUGCUCGCUUAUUCCCCUUAGCCCGAUGUCUGCUAUAUGCCAAGGAUCAGGGACUUUGUGUGAAGCAUUGCUUAUUUCCGAGGCGGUUGAGUAUGGCGUGAUUAUUCCUGACAAGCGGAUGGAAAGCAGAUACCAGGAGUAUGAAGGAUAUAUUGCGGAGAACGUGACGUAUGUUGGAGGGCAUGUUGAAUGUGUAAGGGCAGGGCUGUUCAGGUCUGACUUUUCGUAUGACUUUGAGGUGAGUGCAGAGUUUGUUGAAGAUGCUGGAAGGAGUCUUGAUGAGAUGCUAGCUGAAUACAAGGACGAGGAGGAUUUUGAGGUGAUGAGGAUGAGUGUGAUGAGGAAUCUUGAGGAAAACAAGGGAAGGAUACGACGAGAGGGAAGGAUAUACCAUCUUGAUGUUGGAGCAAUGUAUCCGAACAUAAUACUUACGAACAAGCUGCAGCCGGUGUCGAUUGUGAAUGAUGAUGUGUGCAUAAGGUGCGACUUCUCUGACGAGGCGAAUGGCUGUAGGAAGAGGAUGGAGUGGACGCUGAAGGCAGAGUACAUUCCAGUGAAGAAGGACGAGGUGGAACGAAUCAGGAUGCAAUGCAUGAGGGAGGGCAAGAAUGACGAGGAGGAGCUUGUGCGAAGGGUGAAGGAGUAUAGCAAGAAAGCAUACAAGAGAUCUAAAGUUAAGGCGUUGGAUACGAGAAGCUCUGUUGUGUGCCAGAGAGAGAUACCGUUCUAUGUGGAGACUGUUCGGAAGUUUAGGGACAGGAGAUAUACCUACAAGAAGCUGCAUUCUGAAGCAUUGAGGGAUGCCGAGGGAGCAAUGACUGAGGAGGAAAGAAAGCAUGCAUUGAAGUCAGCAGUUGUUUAUUCAUCGCUGCAGGUAGCACAUAAGUGUGUGUUGAAUUCGUUCUAUGGAUAUGUGAUGAGAAAGGGAUCGAGGUGGUAUAGCAUGGAGAUGGCAGCAAUAGUGUGCAAUGUUGGAGGAAGUGUGAUAAGAAGAGCCAAGGAGGUGGUUGGGAUGAUCGGGAUGUCUUUGGAGCUUGACACCGAUGGAAUAUGGUGUGUGGUGCCCAGCACACUUAUGUCGACAUAUGUAUUCCGAUCAGGAAGGAAGAUGUCUUUUCUGUCGAGUGUGCUGAAUUACUUUGUAUGCAAGGGAUUUACGAAUGAGAUGUAUCAGGAGUUAAGAGACGGGGAGUAUGUGAAAAGGAGCGAGAAUUCGAUUUUUUUUGAGAUUGAUGGGCCGUACAGGGCGAUGCUGCUGCCUGCAUCUACUGAGGAGAGCAAGGUGCUGAAGAAGCGAUAUGCAAUAAUCAAUGACGACAACAGUGUGGCCGAGCUGAAGGGGUUCGAGGUGAAGCGGCGAGGAGAGCUUGAGAUAGUGAAGAAGCUUCAAGAGGAGCUGUUUUUGCAUUUUUUGGAUGGAAGCACGCUUGCUGAGUGCUAUGGAUCGCUUGCUGAUGUGUGUAGAUACUGGCUUGAUAUUCUGAGGAGCAGAGGCGAGUAUCUUGAUGAUGAGACCAUUCUUGAGUUGCUGUCUGAAAGCAGGAGUAUGUCCAAGGAGUAUGAGGAAUAUGAAGGGAAGAAGUCGAAUAUUACCACGACUGCACUAAGGAUGUCUGAGCUAUUAGGCAAAAAUGUUCUUGAGGAGAAGCUGAAAUGUGAGUAUGUGGUUGCAUUAUAUCCAGAGGGGAAAAGUGUUGCGGAACGAGCGAUUCCUGUGAUUGUGUUCCGAUCUUGUGAGAAGGAGAAGUUUCUAGGACGGUGGCUGGGAAGAAGAUACGGAGGAGAUAUCAGGGCAUUAAUUGAUUGGGGAUAUUAUAGGCAGAGACUGGAGAGUGUGAUUCUUAGGAUGGUUAUUCUUCCAGCAAUAUCCCAGGGAAUCAAGAAUCCGCUGGAUGAUGUGCAUGUACCUGAAUGGGCUGUGAAGAGGGGAAUGCUACUUGAUUUUGAGUUUGGGGUUGAACAUGAUGUAAUGAAGAAUGAAGAAGGAAGUGAUGCCAAGAUUGAUGAGGAGCACGAUGGAUGGAAGGAGAUUGGAGCAGUGAGCGAUGCUGAAUACGGGGGUGUUAUGGAGUAUGUUCAAAGUAUGAAGGAAAGAUGGAUAGAAGGCGCACGGAGCUUUCUGCAUAAGGGAGGUAUUGUUAGGAUUAAUGCAACGAAUGAUGGAUUUCUGGAUGUUUUUUAUGCAAAUGCACAGGAAGCAGAAAGGACAGAGCUUGCGAGAUGCAUAUACAUAGAGAUGAGCAGCAAACGGGUUUUUGAGGGAUCUGAACGGGUUGAGAUAGUAAAGCGGGUUUUGAGCGAUGGGGAGGAGAUUGAGGUGGGGAUGCUAAUGCUGAAUGAGAGUGAUUUUAGAGAGAACCGUGCCUUGUACAAGAGGUUUCUGAGUCAUUUUUCGAUUAGGAGGGUGUUUGAAGAGGACGUGCCUGUACUGUAUGGAAAUCUGAAGGAGUGUGAUGGAGGAAAGACAAACUACACGGUAUUGAGUGGGUUUGUGCAUGAAGGACAAACGGUGUAUGUUAUUGGAAAGGACAAGAGUGAUUUUGUGAUUUGUAAGGGAGAUGAUGCGCUGAAGAAGUAUUUGCUUGGAUGUAUUGGAAGAUGGCAGGUGUUUGUUAUUGGAUCCGAUGAUGUGCAUAAGGCCGAGUUGAGAAGGGUGCUUGCGAAGCGACAUACUAUGGAAAGAGUUUUUGGACUUGGCCUAUGCAUUGGGGGACAUGAGAGGAAGUGUGAGGAGCGGAUGAAGAGGCAUGCGGAGAUUGGAGUGGAGAUGAGUACAGUAUUUGCAGCAAGCAAAUAUGCAAAAGUGCCUGUUAUGAAUGUUGAUGAAGAGCUUUUGGAGAUACUUUUUUACAGGGAGUUGAAGAAUGAAGAAGUGAUAUGCGAUGGAUAUGGAAGUGAAGAGAAUGGGAUGGAGAGUGUUUUGAAUGAAAAGUUCAAAGCUGGACUGUAUAGUGAGUAUGUGAUUGAGAUGGAAUGUGUUGGGGCGAUGGUUCUUGCAAUACUUGAGCAUAAGGAGUAUCUUGGGGAGGAGGGCCUAUACGAUGGAGUGAAGAGGAAGGAUUUUGUGGUGCUUCACAGGGUUUUGAAGAAGAUUGUGCUAGACUGUGUGCGAGGAGAGGAAGGAGCGAAGGCAAUUAUGAAGGGGGUUGACUUUUGGAUCAACAAGCGAUCGAAGAUGAUAAGUGGAGAGCUUCGAGGGGUGUGUAAGCUGUUGAAGAGAAGGUACAUGAUGAACCUUGCGAAGAGAUUGUACGACGAUGAAUAUGGAGUGGUUUUGGUGGUAGGACAGAUGAUGUUUGUGAAGACGGAAAAGACGAACAGGAGAUCUGCAAUUGAGUUUUUUGAACACAUGCGUAGGAAGGUGACUGCUAUUGAUGGAUAUGAAAUGAUGAAUAUUAGGAUGUGCAGGAUGUUUGAGAGGUUGAUGCUUGUGAAUCCAAACACGUAUUUUUUUGUUGAGGAAGGGGAGUAUGCUGGGUUCAGCGAGAUCAAUGUGCCUAAAAGCUUUUUGAAGAUGGUUUUUGGAGAUCAGGAGAUUGAUAGUGAGAUGAUGUACAGGCUUGUGACAAGGGUGCCUGCUGGGAGCAGCAGAAUGAUGAUGGAGGUAUUGAAGCAUAUGCAGGGGAUGCAGGCGAUGAUGACGAACUGCUGUAAGCUGCUGCGAAUAAGUGAAUUUGAGGAGAAGAUAGUAAGUCGGACAAGGAUGAUGGUAGUGUGCCCAGUGUGUGUAUUUGAAAGCACACUGAAGCCUAGAUGUGUUCGGUGUUAUCGAGUGUAUGCACCGGAUGUUAUUUUAGAGGAGUGCAUGAGAUAUGCAAAGCACCUUUUAAGGCUAGAGCUGAGCAGCGAUUCGUAUUGCGAAAGGUGCGGAGGAGUGAAUGAAAGGAGGCUGAGUGAUGCAUGCAAAUGCGGAGGGAGUUUUAGAAAGGAAAAGAACAUGGACAUGCUUGAUGAGGUGUGUAAGAUAGCAUGCAGCAAAGUAUUUGAUGAGAUGUAUGAUGGAAUAGUGAAGCAUUUUGCAAAGUGA
This is a messenger RNA of Ordospora pajunii, 5277 nucleotides long. RefSeq names its product DNA polymerase family B exonuclease. The record is from RefSeq and is a predicted model, not a curated record. Gene Ontology annotation, cellular component: epsilon DNA polymerase complex; nucleus. Gene Ontology annotation, molecular function: DNA binding; DNA-directed DNA polymerase activity; single-stranded DNA 3'-5' DNA exonuclease activity. Gene Ontology annotation, biological process: leading strand elongation; nucleotide-excision repair, DNA gap filling; mitotic cell cycle. Bases 1 to 5277 code for a protein of 1758 amino acids. Lineage: Eukaryota; Fungi; Microsporidia; Ordosporidae. The transcript has a single exon.